UGUCCAGAAUGGACUCCUUCUUUGUGGUAUGACACCUUCAAUGAACUGCUGGAUGAUGACAGUGAGCUGGACUAUGGAGACCGGUGGACUCUUAAGGUUAACUACAACAAGACAGAUGAAAUCACUUAUGAGGAGAGGAGGAAAGGCUGGAAGAUCUCCACUCACCAAGCAAACGGAAAAUUUCAGUGUGUAUCCUGCAAAAAGACCUGGGAUUCAGCGCAGGUGAGGUUGGUGUUCCGGUACCGGCUGCUGGGGGGCCAAGGGACAGUGAUUAUGCGUCCUUUUGGUCAGGCCUGUGUUCGCUGUAGAGGUGACAAGUUCAAUCUCCCCGGUUUUGACAAGAAAGAGGUGGAACAAGCCCUCCUCAGGCAGUUUUACAAAAUUCGGAAAAACUGCUACCACGAAGAGGAUGAGGAGAAGGCUGAAGACAAUGGAAGACCAUCAUCAGAGUCUGAAGCAAAGACCAAACCCCACAAGAACCACCUGUGCCAGGCAUGCCAUGUGGGCCAUUGCUGUCUGGAUGACAAGGAUGAUAACUAG
Messenger RNA from Neolamprologus brichardi, 540 nucleotides. RefSeq names its product receptor-transporting protein 3-like. Gene Ontology annotation, biological process: protein targeting to membrane; protein insertion into membrane. Gene Ontology annotation, molecular function: olfactory receptor binding. The record is from RefSeq and is a predicted model, not a curated record. Lineage: Eukaryota; Metazoa; Chordata; Actinopteri; Cichliformes; Cichlidae.